This is a messenger RNA of Cantharellus anzutake, 1480 nucleotides long. Its product is annotated as cytochrome P450. The transcript is spliced from 14 exons. Bases 301 to 1359 code for a protein of 352 amino acids. NCBI's taxonomy places the organism in Eukaryota, Fungi, Basidiomycota, Agaricomycetes, Cantharellales, Hydnaceae. Gene Ontology annotation, molecular function: oxidoreductase activity, acting on paired donors, with incorporation or reduction of molecular oxygen; monooxygenase activity; iron ion binding. The record is from RefSeq and is a predicted model, not a curated record.
GCCUCAUGAUAUGAUUUGUGCUAUAAUGCUCACAUAGUUUCCCGGUAUAUACCAGCUAACGGUUCCACCCUCUUCGUGCCGCUCGCUUUUGUCUCGUCGUUCCAUGAUUUCUACACCAUUGACCUAUGCUGCCUGUGUAGCGCUUUCGGCAUGGUGUGCGCAUCGCUUUCUGUAUAAAUUCAAUUUCAGGAGAAAGUCUGAUGUGCAUCGCCUUAAAUACCCUAAGCUGGCCAUUGGUUUUGGGGCCAUGAGAAAGAGGUCCUUUAUGAUCAAAACUAUAGCGAUGUUUACUCCGAAUGGAUGGGAAAAAUGGGGGCGGUUUUGAGGACGAAAGCAGCUUUUUGGCAUUCAGAUAUUCUGGUUGUUGCGGAUCCUCUGGCUCUUUGGCACAUUGACGUCAAGAAUCCCAAUGAUUAUGUCAAGUCGAACCUUUCACGCGCUUUGGUUCGGCGCCUCAUGGGGGAAAGUCUUGUAUGGGCUGAAGGUACAGAACAUAAAAAACUUCGGGCCGCCUUCGCGCCCUGCUUUUCCUUUCUCAAAGUCAGAGAAAUGGAGUCAGUGGUGCUGAAGGCUGCUGAUAUGCUGGUGGGUUCCAUGAAGAACUAUAUCAUCGCUAUGCAAUCAAAGACAAGUAACAAGUCGCUGCGAAGUAAUCCUCCGAUCAUCAUGAAUUUGAGUGGAUGGACCAACAAAGCUACACUCGACGUGAUAGGCCGCGUGGGUUUCGACUUCGACUUUGGUCUCGGGGAAUCACCGGAAGCCAGAGAGCUUUCCCGGAUCUGGGAAGAGCAGGCAAGAGAAAGUGCUACCUUUGCUGGCUUUGUUGGAUUCCUUGCAAUGCGGGCUUUUCCAUUCCUUGCGUCUUUACCAAUCAAAGCUAUGGAGAAGCAGUCUGCUUACAAACUGUAUGUUCGCAGCAUUGGGUCGAAGAUCGCAGGAUCGAAGAUAGCGCGCAUUCAAGGAGAGGAUGAUAGUAAGGACGACUCUGACAUUAUUAGUGCCUUCAUUAGGUAUUCCCGAAAGGAAGGAAGUGAAGCAUCAGUCGACAAGUUACUGGAUCAUUUUACAACGUUCAUCCAAGCCGGAAAUGACACUACCGCCACAUCCGUCAACUAUGCGCUUUUGACACUUGCUCAACACCCAGAAGUCCAAACUCAUUUACGGAACGAGCUAGAAGAUUUCGGCAGAGAACCCACCUUCGAUGACCUUCACAACAAGGAUGUUCUUAAGUUUUUGGAUGCCGUGACAAAAGAAUCCCUACGAAUGUUCCCCGUUGGGGCUCAUUCAGAGCGGGUUGCUUUGAAAGACGAUUACUGCCACUAUCGGAGCCUAUCAGUACUUCUGAUGGUGGUCUUCUGACCUCGAUCCGUAUCCAGAAAGGCCAGGUUGUAGCCAUUCCCCGUGUUUCGAUUAACACUCGUCCAAGUGCCUGGGGACCAGAUGGAGAGGUUUUCAGACCCUCUCGAUGGCUGGAUGCUGA